Messenger RNA from Dimorphilus gyrociliatus, 4338 nucleotides. NCBI's taxonomy places the organism in Eukaryota, Metazoa, Annelida, Polychaeta, Dinophilidae. The record is from the annotation of a GenBank genome assembly.
AGACUCAAAACCAAGAUGGCGUCUCUGAAGAAAAGAAUAACGCCAUACAUUAUGGCGCGGAAGUAGACAAAACGGUUACAAACGUUUAUGUCUGAGAGUACCAGCUCGAUUAAAAUUAUACAAAUCUUUUCGAAAGGAUACUUUAUAAUUCGCCACUUCUUGCUGAUUUUUUAUUAAAAGAAAUUGUCGCGAGCGAAAAAAGCAUAUCUGCAUAGAUAUGGAAGAUGUUGAUGAAGAAACUGCCCCAAGCGGUAGAGAACACUUGCGUCGAGCAAGCUCAUCGCUUAAAUCUCCUGAAUUAAGGCAGAGUUUAAACGGUCGGUCUGCAUUAAGGUUACGUGGAAGGAGUAGUCAAAAACCGGCAGAGCUGUUCCGAAAAGAUUUAAUAUCUGCUAUGAAAGUACCUGAUAGUGAACAUUUACCCCUAGAAGAUAUUAUCAUAAUUAAUGAUCCCUGGAAACAAGAAUGGGAGGCUGGUGUUCAAGUCCCUGUUAAUCCAGAUUUCGACAGUUGUCCAAAAGUAGUCAAAGUAACCAAUCUCAAUGAUAAUAAUGUUCGCUUCGUUCGAUCUAAAAAAUACAUCCAUCAAACAAAAGAUGAAACUUAUGACGAGAAAGAGCAUAAAUUAAGCAAUUACGAUAAAAUCGGUGAAUCCUUAUGCCGUUACGAUUUGGAUCUAAUGGACAUUAGCUGGCUCGAGAUUUUUAAUCGAGGGAGAACAUCAUCUGGCAUUGAAACACUUGGUGCACGGCAAAUGGAGCGCAUUAUAGAAUGCUUUGAAGAUAAGUGUCAUGAAAAUAUGCAAAUGCGUGAAAAAACAGGAGCUGGUCUAGGUAUCGAAUACGACGAAAAUGUCGUUUGUGAUGUUUGUAGAAGUCCUGACGCUGAGGAUAAUAAUGAGAUUGUAUUUUGCGAUGGGUGUGAUGUAUGUGUUCAUCAAGGUUGUUAUGGAAUUCAGAGAAUACCAGAUGGACCUUAUUAUUGCAGGCCCUGUGCUUUGGGUGUUAAGAAAGAAUGCGUCUUGUGUCCAAAUACCGGUGGUGCUUUGAAAUCAACCCGGUCAGGAUUACAGUGGGCGCAUUUAUCUUGUGCUAUAUGGAUACCUGAGAUAGCUAUUGAGAAUACCAGUGAUUUAAUGGAACCAAUCAAACACAUCCAAAGCAUACCUCAGUCUAGAAGAAAUUUAGCUUGUUGUAUUUGCAAAAGGAAGAAAGGAGCUUGUAUCCAAUGUUCAAUAAAAAGUUGCGUUAAAGCAUACCAUGUAACAUGUGCUCAAAGAAGUGGUUUAACUAUGAAUUGUACUCCGUCCUCAAAAGGAACUAUUAAUUACCUAAGUUAUUGCCCCAAACAUUCUAAAAACAAAUCAGAUUUGACCACUGACAAUGAUGACGACGAUGAUGUAACCAUUGAUUUUUGUCAGGAGAAUAGAAACACUAAAAUUGAAAGACUAAAAGAAGAAUUUUAUACUCUGGUCAACGCCGCCGACGUAGCAUGUACAUUGAAGGAAAAAGUUGAGAUUGUUGAAAAUGUUCACGUCUACUGGACGUUAAAAAGAAAAUCUUUUUUUGAUAAACCUUUAUUGCAUCCUAAAACCGACGACUCCUUAACGGAAGCUGAAAAUGACCUUCUCAACAGAAGAUUGGCAAUGUUUAUAAAACUUCGCCAAAAUUUAGAAAGGGUCAGGAAUUUAUGUUAUCUUGUAACGAGGAGAGAAAAACAUAGUAAAAAGUUGGCUAAUGUUAAAAAAUUAAUCAUUCACAAACAAGCAGAAAUGCUCGAAAAUACCAGCUUAACCAGUAGAGAAAAGCCGCAAGUAAUAAGAGCGCAUAGAGUUGCACCGAUUUAUGAUGAUCAUGAUUCAGUGAAGGCUCGAACUGCCAUAUUGGAAAGUGACGCCUUUCAACAACGAUACGGCUAUCAUGAUUCGCAAAUUAUUACCAACAAAGUCAAUAAAAAUGGUGUAGUUAUAGAACAACAUGAGCGAAAAUCAUUUUCGGAUGACAAACGCCCAUUUCGAACAUUAAAAAUUCCCGAUUCAGCAACUACACCAAAGUUUAAGCCAAAUUCUAAAAAGCAAAUAGUGAAAAAUGAAACCGAACUUACUGAUAAGACCUCAAAAGUGAACGAUUUAAAACAAAAGCGUGGUCGAUCAUCUAAAAUAAUUAGUGAAGUAGAAAGAAAAGCAAAAAAAUUAAAAUUUGGAGCUCAAAAGUUGUUAAAAAAGAGAAAACCAACUGUAUUUCAACGAUUGUCUCAACGAAAUCAAGUGAAGAGUAAAGUUAAACUCGAAGCAGGCGAUAGCUGCUAUAAUGAAAAUGAAAAUUCUUCAAAUUCUGUGAGCGCUUUAAAAACCAUAAAUGAAACCAGAACUCUUCGUAUUAAAUUAGCCAAGACACCAUCUGAAAGUGGGAAAAAAUCUGAAAAAGUUGUCAAAUCUGUUAAUAAGGAGGAUGAAAGUAAAACUUCUGAUAAUGCGUUAAGGCCUAAAAGUGUUUCUUUAGAUCAAAGAUCAACAACGGAUUCUUUAUCAAGCAAAAACCUCAGAAGUAGAUCAACAGACCGGCCAUCUCUAAUUAACAGAGUUCCUUUUAAGGGACGAAAGAGAGGCUAUGCUCCCCCUGAAUCUGAUUAUAAUUCUCGUUUAACUAACUACGAUGGUUAUAAGAAGCCAAGAAUUUGUGAGAAAGAAGCAAAGGAGCGUCUCAGUGACGAAGAUGAGAAUAGACGAUCAGAGAGAUUACGUUGUAAAAGCCCACCAUCGCCGUAUUGCGCUCACUCAGCAUCAACACCGCAGAAGAAAAGUACUACUCUUGUUGAAGGAAGUAGAGCCCCAAUCACUUCUUUUUCUACUCAAUUAAAUGAAACAUCCUCUAAAAUGAAAGCAAAACUCAAUGAACUGAACAACGUUCCACAGAGGAAAAAGAAAAUCAUACGAUGUCUACGUUCGCGUCUGUCGUAAGAACGAGCCUUUGAUAAUGGAAGGUAUUCGUUAUUUGAAAUAUCAAACUGUUCUAUUUUUGUUUCGUAUUUUUCUAUAUUGUAAUCAUAUUUAUAAAAAAUAAAUUUUCCACUCAUACUAGUUUCAUUGAAAUCAAUAGACGUAAAAGAGUCCAAAAACUAACGGGCAGUGAACAUACCAGAAAUAUACAGGUGUAGAGACGAGACAUAACAAACAUUAUAUAACAAAAUAAUCUAGCUAUUUUCACAUCAACCAGAGUGAUAAUCUGCAAUUAAAACGUCGCAGUAAGUGUUAGCAUAACCAAUUUGCGCAUUGAUGCUACAUUGAUGCUCAAUUAACGAGGUACAAGGGAAAUUUUUUUCUGGAUUUCCUAAGUUGAACGACGAUCCUGUGAAACAAGAAACGGUCAAUCACCAAUAGUUCAUCCAAAAACCGUCUUUCGCGACAAAACAAAUAGGUGUUGGUGUUUUGACAGUUGACGUAAGAUAAUUUGAAAUCUCGAGACAAGUUUGCGGAUUUGAAGGAUUAUCAUCUGAAAAUGCCAUAAGCGGAAAUAGCUUAAAACGAUUUAAAAAAAAAGAAAAUUCCCAACACCGGUGUUUGUAUCAAAAGAAAUAACAAUGAUAGAAUAAUUAUUUACGAACCGUUUGAUGUUUCGCUCACUUUUGCUUUUUUUGACAGAUCCAUGAAAACACUUUGAUCACAUAGUGACCUUUUACGAGAAAUCUGCGUGAAAGGAUUACUACAACCGUUUUGAAAAGUUACUGGAGUUGAAAAUCCAUUUCGAUUAUUGUUUACAAGGCUGUUGUCCUUCAUGUCGACAUCUUCCUGAGUUGACUCGUUUGACUUUGAAAGUGGUAGCAUGGCUUGCCUGAAUAUUAAAUAGUACUUUAACUAGAUGGAAUUAAACUUAAAGUUCGAUUUUUCCGAGUUCUAAAGAAGCGCGUAGAAUCAGGCCUAAAUGACCUUGACUCUGAAUUCUUAAGUUCUGGCGCCAAAAUGUUGUAAAAUGAAAUAAAUUCUACAUUACUAAAAUCAGGAAGAAAAUUAACAGAAAAUGGCAGCAAAAGAAUAUAGAGAUAUGGUUAAUAUACUAGUGCUUAAUUUACAUAAAAAUUUCCAUAACGACGCCGGUUAAGCGAACAGCUUGCCGAGAAAUAUGCUUGAAAAGCGUCAAAAUUUAUCGAAAUCACGAUAAGUUUUUAGGCUUUAAUAAUAAAAAAUGAAUUUAGUCUUACUUAGUAGUUUCUUUUUUCGAUAAAAUAAAGUAAAUUACCUGAAUUUGUUAUAAAAGAACCUGAGCAAAUAAAAACCGAAUAUGUAUGGCGCAUGCGCUUUGUUAGGAGCCUUAGAUGGCGCUUUUCGCGCGAAUUUGUUCU